CGCUGAAGAAUUGACGUUUCCGAAGUUGUUUUCUCACUUUUCUUGAGGAUUUUCAACUAAAGGACGAUGGAAAAGUACACUUUGGCAGAUGUUUUAGUGGUGGAAGAGGAAAAGCUUGGAGUUCAAGGCCUCAUCCGGAAAGACUGGAAAGACUUAAAUGAUGAUGAUAAUGAUGGAAUUGUAGCAACAAGAGCUCUCCCGGAUGAAGAAUACAAAUGUACGAAAUGCCCUGAAAACUUCUCACUGAGCAUUCAGCUCGAGGAGCACAUGAGAAUCGUUCAUGGCGCCAAAAGGGCCAAGAAACGAGUUCAGUGUGAAGAAUGCUCGAAGAUCUUCGCAAGUGCGGCGAAAUUGCGGGCUCACGUGGAGCGUGAGCACGGUUCAAGGCACAAGAACACGGGCAAUUAUCAACUGCACAGAUGUGAGAUCUGCGAUCAAGUGUUCAAUCGCCAGGACAAAUUCAAUACACACAUGAAGCGGAUUCACAUGAAGUACCUCAGAAGAUUCCUCAGAGGCUUUGCGGAGCCACUAAAGUAAUCCGCCGUUUACUCCACAGGUUCUGAUGGCAAGAUCGCUGGCUCAAGUGCCCUGACUUGCCCCGUUUGUGGAAGUUAUUACUGGGUGGUUGGACUCCAUAGGAGGCACUUGGAGAGAGUUCACAAGAAGACUAAAUUCUUCAAGUGCAGCAUUUCCUGCACUUGCAGGAUAAAAGCAAAAGGAUGCUGCAGAAUCUGACGAGGAACUGUUUGAGUACCGGGUUGGUGUUCCACGAAAUUUCGCAGAGGUCAACUGCUCAUACACAGAAUAGCGCAUAAUAAAAGAAAGCAGAGGAAAAGAAACCGAAAGUGCCAAAGCCUCCUUAACCAAUGAUUCCACAGGCUCCGGAAAUACUGAAGUGUGUGAACUGCAUCAAAACCUUCAGAGCUGACGAGGAACUUCGGAAUCACAAGCUAAAAUGCAAAACAUUUCUCUGGCAUCCUGCUGCAGAUCCGCUGAGAAUCAGUCUAAUUCCGGAUAAACUUGCGUCUUUAGAUUCAGAUAUGAAUGAAUUUUCGAACCUUUCAAGCCCGAUAUUGGAGAUUUCUGAUGACGAAAUUGUAGGAAAUCCCUUAAUCGAUCAUUCGUAUGCAUUCAUGGUGGAUUAAAUGAAGUGUGGAGAGCCAAAUAAAUGAAUGUAACAAUAAAGA
This is a messenger RNA of Phlebotomus argentipes, 1187 nucleotides long. Its product is annotated as zinc finger protein 43-like. The record is from RefSeq and is a predicted model, not a curated record. Gene Ontology annotation, biological process: regulation of transcription by RNA polymerase II. NCBI's taxonomy places the organism in Eukaryota, Metazoa, Arthropoda, Insecta, Diptera, Psychodidae. Gene Ontology annotation, molecular function: RNA polymerase II cis-regulatory region sequence-specific DNA binding; DNA-binding transcription factor activity. The transcript has 2 exons. Bases 67 to 537 code for a protein of 156 amino acids.